GGCAAGAUAGAAAGCUGGACACGAAGCCAAAAGCGCCUCGGGAAGGCAGAAGCGUCCCAUCGCGCGCCUGCUCUCCCAACGCUGUGCCCACUGCGCCCGCCUAUUUGCCUGAAGCUGCCUCGCGCUGAGGCGCCAGCGACCCCCCUCGCUGAAAGCAUUAGCAGCCGCGGUUGGCUUCGCCCCCCACCCAGCCGAGGGGAGCUGCUUCUGGAGCGGCAUGGCCAGGGGGAGGCGAGGGAGCAAGGCGGUGGCAUCCUUCUGCCUGGCCUGGGCACUCUGCUUGGCUCUCCCGGGCUUCCCGCAGCCUGUGGGUGGCCGAGACGACAGAGCGGACUGGACCCAGGAGAAGUAUUCCCAUCGCCCAACCAUUUUAAAUGCAACCAGCAUCCUGCAAGUCACCUUACAGACAAAUGUUAAUCGCAUGUGGCAAAAUGACCUCCAUCCAAUCUUGAUUGAGAGAUAUCCAGGAUCACCUGGGAGUUAUGCUGUGCGGCAGCAUAUCAAGCAUCGCCUGCAAGGAUUACAGGCUGGCUGGGUUGUUGAAGAAGAUACAUUUCAGAGCCAUACUCCUUAUGGAUACCGCACCUUUUCAAAUAUAAUCAGUACUCUCAAUCCCCUUGCCAAGCGCCAUCUGGUGCUUGCCUGCCAUUAUGACUCAAAAUAUUUUCCACCGCAACUGGAUGGUGAAGUGUUUGUUGGAGCCACCGACUCAGCUGUGCCUUGUGCAAUGAUGCUAGAAUUGGCAAGGUCCUUGGACAGACAGCUUUAUAUUCUGAAGCAAAGCAGCUUAUCUCCCAAGGCAGAUCUUUCUCUGAAGCUUAUUUUCUUCGAUGGUGAAGAAGCUUUUGUUCGAUGGUCCCCUUCUGAUUCCCUGUAUGGCUCUCGAUCUUUGGCCCAGAAAAUGGCAUCUACUCCUCAUCCACCAGGUGCCCGAAACACAAAUCAGAUUCAAGGCAUUGAUCUUUUUGUGUUAUUGGAUUUAAUUGGUGCGCGAAACCCUGUUUUUCCUGUUUACUUCUUGAACACAGCUCGAUGGUUUGGGAGACUUGAAGCAAUUGAACGAAACCUUCAUGAUUUGGGUUUGCUAAAUAAUUAUUCUCCUGAGAGACGGUACUUCCGGAGUAAUUUACGCCGACAUCCAGUUGAGGAUGACCAUAUUCCAUUUUUGAGAAGAGGUGUCCCAAUCCUACACUUGAUACCAUCACCUUUCCCCAAAGUAUGGCACACUAUGGAGGAUAAUGAAGAGAAUCUUGAUAAGCCAACUAUUGACAAUCUUAGCAAAAUUCUGCAAGUUUUUGUAUUGGAAUAUCUCAGCCUGGGAUAACUGUUACCCUUAAAUUGAUACUUUGUUCUGAACACUUCACCAGCCUCUGUUUAGGAUUCUUCCAAGAAUAGGCCUUUACUGUAGAUAUAGCAGUCAGACCUCCUAAUUUAUGUCUUGCCCUUGACAAAAACUGAAAGAAAGACUAUGCAUCCAGAUUUAAUAAUGCUAGUGAAGUUUUAAAGUUUAUUCCCAAGCAACAAAUACCUGGCAGUGUAAAAGCUAAUUAUGCUAUUAUGAGAAGCAGGAUGAAAAAAAAUAUCAAAAGAAGCACUUUUAAUUUAAUCCACUUUUUAAUUUAAGAAUUAAUGGGAAGCCUUUACACAUCUUAGGUAUUAACUUAUUUUUAUUAAUCUUUAAUAUCCAUAUUUCAUAAUUUGACUACAGCAACGUUUAGAAGAACAAAGUACUAUUAAGUAUCUCAGGGUGAGAAUCUAAGCACCUUUGGCUUGCCAAUUCACACACGUGCAGAAGACAAGGGCUGCAAAAUACACACCCACACAGAGUAUAUAUGUGGCUUAUUGUACUGUAAUAUUCUGCUGUUCAAAUUAUUCCCAAGUAUGGUUUGAGGUGCCAAUAUUGUCGUCUUCUGUAGCUGUGAGUGCCAAUAAAAACCAGGGAGUGACCGUGCCUGGACUACAGUUCUAAACCAGGUAUGGAAAUCAUCAGUCCACAUCACAUUAAAUCAUGUUGUUAAUAUA
Molecule: messenger RNA, 2022 nt
Organism: Candoia aspera
Lineage: Eukaryota; Metazoa; Chordata; Lepidosauria; Squamata; Candoiidae
Gene: QPCT
Product: glutaminyl-peptide cyclotransferase
Exons: 7
Coding region: 218-1324 (368 amino acids)
Molecular function (GO): glutaminyl-peptide cyclotransferase activity; zinc ion binding
Source: RefSeq, a predicted model, not a curated record